This is a messenger RNA of Letharia columbiana, 633 nucleotides long. RefSeq lists its product as uncharacterized. The record is from RefSeq and is a predicted model, not a curated record. NCBI's taxonomy places the organism in Eukaryota, Fungi, Ascomycota, Lecanoromycetes, Lecanorales, Parmeliaceae. The coding region runs from base 1 to 633 and encodes 210 amino acids. The transcript has 2 exons.
AUGCUCUACGUUCAGCAUCAUACCAUUGAUGGUGGCUGCGCUGGGUGGGCCAGGGGCGACGACGAUUUCGAUGAUGGUGAGCUGGAGCGCGUUGGAUAUACAGCCUCGGAUGUGGCGCAUUCGAAAUUGCUGUGCGAGGUUCCGAAGGAAGAUGUUUUGAUUGCGCUUGCUCUUACGCUCUUUCCCAAUCUCACGUCUAUCGAUGUUCAGGAUUCACACCUCACUCCGCGAGUUGAGAGGAUAAUUCGCCGCAUCUCAGAUGCGAGAUACCCUGACAGGGUCCCGUUGGCCAGCCUGAUCAACGUAACCAUCGGUACUUCUGACAGCAACCUUUUUAUUGACCCUAAGACUAUGGAACUAUUGGCCACGCUCUCAUCAGUCAAGACCGUUAACGCCGCGUGGGUUGGUGGCGCGAGUGAGAUACUUGAGGACAUCGUGCCAACGAAAGGCUCAAAUGUCACGGAUCUGAACGUAUUUUAUGGGGAUGUCCCGCCACAGCGCCUGAUGCUUCUCCUACAAAGCUUUGGAUUGCUCCUGUCUUUAACGUAUUGGCCUGCGAGUUCUCCUCAUUUGGAGCAUGACUUUGACCCUUUCUCGAUUGUCACCAAUCUAUUGGCUUGCGCCCAGGACUAG